Molecule: messenger RNA, 4290 nt
Organism: Misgurnus anguillicaudatus (oriental weatherfish)
Lineage: Eukaryota; Metazoa; Chordata; Actinopteri; Cypriniformes; Cobitidae
Gene: syngr1a
Product: synaptogyrin 1a
Cellular component (GO): neuromuscular junction; synaptic vesicle membrane
Source: RefSeq, a predicted model, not a curated record
CCUAUCCUCGCGAGUGCGCAUCGGUCUUGACAGCAUAAUGCGCGCUCUCGCGUUCCCCGGAUGCGUGUUUACAGUCUCCUCUCUCCACCCUUGAAAUGAGAGAGGUGCUAGGUGGAAGGGACAUCGUUUUACCAGGAAACCCUCCACGAAGGGACACCCAAGCGCGAGAGCUUUAAACAUACGGAGGCGAGUCUCUGAGGCGCGAGGAGAAAUCGAUUCGACACCCAAGGUCAAUUAUCUCUCUGAAUAAACUUCAGACACGGAGAAACCACGAACCUGUGAGGAUGGAGCAGGCAUACGGGGCUGGCAAGGCUGGAGGAACCUUCGACCCAAUUACCUUCAUUCAGCAACCGCAGGCCAUUCUUCGUAUCGUGUCAUGGAUCUUUUCCAUCGUGAUUUUUGGAUGUAUUGCUAAUGAGGGAUAUGUGAACCCUCCAGAUUCACCGGAGGAGUUCUGUAUCUUCAACAAGAAUCAGAAUGCCUGUAACUAUGGUGUUGGGAUGGGUGCGCUGGCGUUCCUCAGUUGCGCUGCUUUUCUGGCUCUCGAUGUGUAUUUCCCUCAGAUAAGCAGCGUCAAAGACCGUAAGAAGGCCGUGUUGGCUGAUAUCGGUGUUUCGGCGUUCUGGUCUUUCAUGUGGUUUGUGGGAUUCUGUUUCUUGGCCAAUCAGUGGCAGGUGUCCAAACCAGACGAUAACCCCCUGAAAGAGGGCGGAGAUGCUGCCAGAGCCGCCAUAACCUUUUCCUUCUUCUCCAUAUUCACAUGGGCUGCUCAAGCUUUCUUAGGAUUCCAGAGGUACAAGCUAGGAUCAAGCUCCUCUCUCUUCUCUCAGGACUAUAUUGAUCCAACCCAAGAUCCAGCAGCAGCGCCCUCUACAGGUACAGAAUAUACUGCAUACAACGCUGACAUGGAGGCCAAUUACGACGGCUCUGGUGGGUACCAGAAUGAAGACUACUAAUGUGGCAUGUAAGGAUGUACGCCACAGCCUUAACAAGUUAGGCUGGUAGUGUUACAUGGGGAAAUGGGAACAUUUGGGUGGAAACAUGAACAUUGGGACUUCUUUUGGGGAUUAUGGGGACCAAUGCAGAUAGGAAUUUAUGGUGGUUGAGGGACAGAGAAAUUCAGGGGUGUGGUUGGUGCUAUUAACCCCUUGUGUAUUUUAUACUCUAUUUUAUACUGUGUUUAAAGAGUCUUUAUUUAGGCCUAAUGUUGGCACAAGAUUUUCAGAAACCACAAAGCAUUGGAUUUAGUUGAUUGAUCAAGUACAUAGAAUAUUAAAUAUCCAAAUUUGUGAAAAGACAUCCUAACCAAACCAGCUGACUACCAACUCUAGUCAAUGAAACUGACCAGAUUUGUCCUAAUGGUACCUGUAAUGAAACAAAAUGCUUUGAAAGAACAUAUUUUUUUGUUGUUACCUCUGUGCUGCCAUUUUGUCAAAACAUAUUUAUUCUGGAAUUCUGAAGAUUGAAAAUAUUCAAUCUCUGCAACUGGCAUGAUUAAUAACAAUGUAUGGUCUGUAAUCAAUGUAAUGCAGAAAGUAAAAGUACAUAAGUGAAAUAUAGCUUACUGAAAGACAAUUUGGUUAUGAGAGGAAUGAGUUUAUCAUUUUGUGCUAAUGGUAACAGGAAUUCAGCCACAAUUCUAUUGUUAUAGUCCACUGAUGCCUCAAAUGGUUAUUUCUGCUUGAAAGAACAGAUAAGUAGACUUUUAAAUUAAAUUAUAACCUCUUAUCUUUUUGAGUGAUUAGUGAACUUACUAUAAUGGUCUACAAUGUAAAAAAUAUAUAUUUGUUGGUUUAAUUUAAAGUAAGUUACAUGGCUGCCUUUAAGUUUUGAGUUGAUUUCACUUAAAAAUAUUAGUUGACACAACUUUUUGUGUCAACUAAUAUUUUUAAGUCAAAUCAAUUAAAUUUUGAAUGCAACUAGGCAAGUUGAACCAACAAAUCAUAAUUAACAGUGUAUUCAUAUUAUUUGUGACCAUGGACCACAAAACCUAAGAGUUAUAAGCAUAAUUUUUUUUAUUGAGAUUUAUACCUCUGGGAAAAUAAGUAUUUGACACAUCAGCAUUUUUAUCAGUAAGGAGAUUUCUAAGUGGCUAUUGAGACAAAAUUUCCACCAGAUGUAGCCAUUAAGCCAAAUAAUCAAUUUAUACAGUACAAUGAAAUCAGAACAUUUAAGUAUACAAGUUGAGUCAUAAUAAAUAAAGUGAAAUGACACACGGAAUAAGUAUUGAACACAUGAAGAGAACAAGGUGCAAAAUGGCAUAGAAAGCCAGGAGAUCACCUGAAAACUGUCAGUAUUGAGAGAGAAACCCUGCCCCCUAUCAGUACUAAUUGAUAUCAGCUGCUUUAGUCCUAAUUGAUAUAUUCAUAUAUAUAAUUCAUGAUGGGUAAAAGCAAAAAACUCUCUCAAGAUCUUCGUAAUCUUGUCAUUGAAUGGGGGAUGGUUAUUGGCGUAUUUCCAGAAUGAAAAGUGCAUCACUUCACCUAAAACUGGCCAGGAUCAGGUUCUUCACAUAAGAUCCCUGUCCGAGGAGUCCAAAGAAUAAUCAGGACAGUUCUCCAAGAGCCGAGAACCACUCGGGCAGAACUUCAGGAAGACCUUGCAUCAACAGGUACUGUUGUUUCAAAGAAAACUAUAAGCAAUGCACUGAACCGCCAUGGCAUCCAUGCACGCUCACCACGCAAGACUCCAUUGCUGAACAAAAAGCAUGUUGAGGCUCAGUUAAAGUUUGCGAAAGGGCAUUCUACACAUCAUGUUUGGAGAAGAAUUGGCACUGCCCACCACCCCAAGAACACCAUACCAACAGUUAAGAUUGGGGGUGGAAGCAUCAUGGUUUGGGGCUGCUUUCCAGCAAGAGGUACUGGCAGGAUGAAUGGAGAAAUGUACUGGGACAUUCUGGAUAAAAAUCUGCUGCCAUCUACCAGAAAGUUGAAAAUGAAAAGAGGGUGGACAAACACAAGGCCAAAGAAACAAUGAAGUGGUUUCAAAGAAAGAAAAUCAAGUUGCUUGAAUGGCCCAGUGAGAGAACUGAAGAUCCAAGUUCAUAAAAGAGGCCCAAGGAACCUUCAAGAUUUAAAGACCAUUUGUGUGGAAGAAUGGGCCAGAAUCACUCCUGAGCAAUGCAGACAACUGGUCUCUCCAUACAAGAGGCGUCUAGAAGCUGUAAUCACCCAAAGGCUUUUCUACAAAGUAUUUAAUAAAUUGUGUUCAAUACUUAUUCCCUGUGUCAUUUCACUUUAUUAUGACUCAACUUGUAUACUUAAAUGUUCUGAUUUCUUUGUAUGAUUUUAAUAUUUGGCUUGACAGCUACAUCUGGUGGAAUUUUGUGUCAAUAGCCCACUUAGAUAUCACCUUACUGAUAAAAAUGCUGUUGUGUCAAAUACUUAUUUUCCCUGCUGUACAUCAUCUGAAAGUUGAAUAAAUGUUUUCCAGAAAUCUGUGGUUUGUUAGGAGGACAAUAUUUGGCAGAGAUACACAAAUCUGGAAUCUGAGAGUGCAAAAAAAUUGAGAAAUAUCUUCAUGGAACAUGAUUUUUACUUGAUAUCUUAAUGAUUUCUGCAUAAAUGGAAAAUCUAUCAUUUUGACCCAUACAAUGUACAGUAUUGUUGGCUAUUGCUACAAAGUGCGACCUUAGACUGGUUUUGUGAUCCAGGGUCACAUUUGUCUUGAAUGCUAACAGGUUCCUUUGUGGUAGUUUUACCUUAUUCAUAAAAGUUUUGGGAGUGUACUUAAAAUGUUUUUAUCAUAGUUACUGUAAUGACUCUUGAAUCUGUAGAGUAGCAGAGUUAUACUGUACAUUACAAGUCUACUGGGUGUUUAAAUUAUUAAAAAUUAUAAUAUGUACAUGAUUAUAUAAAACCAGCAUAUUUUUAUUUAUUUACAAAGAUGUAAUAUAAUCAUAUGAUUUCUUUAUAAAUUUAUUAUCAAAAUAAUCGCCAAAAGUCAUAUAAAUGAACAAUCAUAAUGUGUAUAUUUAUUGAAUUUAAACUUGUAAAUCUAGCAUCAUUGUUCUCUUUAGCAAGUUACUGUUUUCUGAAACAGGAAACCUUUUUAUCUCUCUAACUUAUUAAAAGGAACGCUACAAUACAAUCGGUAUAUUAUAUAGAUGGUGUAUAUCAAAUGUGUUAUGUACUGUAUAUGUGCAAUUGUGGAGCUAAAAUUACAAAAUAUGUGACUGAAUUUGAAUCAUUAGGUUAUAAUGGAUCCAUGUAUUUUGUCCUGUUGUGUAUGUUGCUUGUCUGGUAAGACGUCUGAUAUAACUGAUAAUAAUAAAAGACAUUGACUGAUGGA